Annulohypoxylon truncatum is the source of this 1215-nucleotide messenger RNA. RefSeq lists its product as uncharacterized. NCBI's taxonomy places the organism in Eukaryota, Fungi, Ascomycota, Sordariomycetes, Xylariales, Hypoxylaceae. The coding region runs from base 1 to 1215 and encodes 404 amino acids. Gene Ontology annotation, biological process: regulation of transcription by RNA polymerase II. Gene Ontology annotation, molecular function: DNA-binding transcription factor activity, RNA polymerase II-specific; RNA polymerase II cis-regulatory region sequence-specific DNA binding. The record is from RefSeq and is a predicted model, not a curated record. Gene Ontology annotation, cellular component: nucleus. The transcript is spliced from 2 exons.
AUGACUAUGACUCUUGAUAAUCAAUCACGACUCGGGGCCCUCAACUUCGACCACAUGUCUUCCUACUCAAACCCUCCUCACUUCACCAACCCGUGGGCCGCGGGCUCGACUAGCCAACAUGGUGGCCACGGCAUGUAUUCGCAAGGGCUCAAUGCCAACUUGGGCGGUCUCGACUCAAUGGCAAAACAGCACGCCGCGAGGGCGGGCCCCAACAGCAGUGCCUCCAUGGCAUCGUAUGGGAGCAUCCCGGUGACGGCAUCUUCAGCAGGUAGCAGCACUCUCAUGGCGGACCUUUAUGGACAGCAGGACUUACUCAAUAUGCCGCAAGAUCUCUUAAACCUAAACCGAAUGCAAACCACAUCGGCCGCAUACGGAGAAUCCGCGUACGCGACGGCGACGGCGGCUUCUCCAGUUAACGCGACGUACUCGGCGUCGCCGAGCUCUUAUGAUAGCGUGUCCGGGUAUGCACCGGCGCCCAUGCGCUCAACUUUCGCUCUUGCGCCAGAAGCUGAUAAUCGAAGGUAUUCACAAUCGUCAAUUUCCUCGCUCCCAAUGGUCGAGCCCGGCUCAGGCGGCGCGUCCCGCCCUCACCGGAAUUCAUUGGUUGACAUGAAUCACAGAGGACUUCCAGCCGACGAUCGGAGGAGCUUCGCGGAUGCUCUUGACGCCGGGCAGGGUAUGUUGGCGAUGAGUCAAGAGACUCCCAGAGCCAUAUACCCUCCCGGCAAUCGCGGCAGAGGUUCCACUGACUCAUACGGUUUCCCGUCGACGCACUCCACCAGCUCAUCUAUCUCAUCAGCAAGUAAUUACGGUAGUGGUUAUUAUGCAGGCUCGGUCGAUUCAUCGGUCAGUGAUUACUCGACAGCAGGUUCUGAUAUCGAGUCGGUUACCUCUCGGACGUUACCCCGACCGAAUUUGAUGACUCAACCCCCUCCGGCUCCUCAAUCGAUGAUGGGGCAAUUUAGCUCGAAAGUCUCAUCCAGCACUCAGAAGAAGCAUAAAUGCAAAGUCUGCGACAAGCGAUUUACCCGGCCAAGCUCACUACAGACGCAUAUGUACAGCCACACCGGCGAAAAGCCCUUCUGUUGUGAAGUUGAGGGAUGUGGAAGACAUUUCUCUGUUGUAUCAAACCUACGACGACACCGCAAAGUACAUAAGAACGACUCCAAGUCCGACGCUGGAUCAGAAGAUCACCACGAUGAUCAUUCCGACUGA